GCCGGGGAAAGAUGGGAAUGAUGGAUGUGAAUCGUUUUCCUGAAUCUUGUGUUUUUCCAUUUAACCCUCUCAUCAACCGAUCAUCCAGGAGGAUCUAUACAAGAUGACGACUCCUCCCGACACGACCUACAAGCACGACGUGAGCCACAGCCCGGGCGAGGACUCGACAUCGCCGGGUUGCAAGAGAGACGGCCCGCUGGAUGAAGAGAGCGAGAGAAACAAGAAGCGGCGCAUCACUCGUGCUUGCGACCUGUGCAACAAACGACGGGUGAAGUGCGAUGGACAGCAGCCAUGUUCGAGGUGUGCAGGACAUGAUAUCUGCGAAUACCAACGAGCAGUCUACAAGCGGGGAAAGCCCAGUCGCUCUGCCUUGCUUGAGCGACAGAAUGGACACAAGCAGGAAGCCGCGCCCGCACCUCCCGUACCCGCCCCGACGCAGCAACUACCGCCGCAACAUUCCCAGCCUCCGCCCCCGCCAACCGUACCCCUGACCGCCAAUCCGAUCAUACCAGAGCAAUCGCAACAAUCAUCAGCAUAUGCUCGACACAGCUCCUUCGGCACAGAUCAUGGCAUGCAAACAUUCAUGCAUCGUCCGAGUAUGGGAGAACGCCAUGCUUCGACUGUCACCUUGGACAGCAACGCAAACAUGUGGAAUGGCCGAUAUUCAAUUGAUCUGGGAUCUGCUGCAUUCAGCACCUCCAUGGCAGCCCCGGUCUUUGGCGCCGAUGAUGGCGGUUCAGAAACGAACUCGGGAGGUGUCGGACAUCCUAAAUACCCCGUUCUUGUCCCUCUUCUGCCAUAUGUGGCAUCCAUCUUGACAGAAGCACAGGCUGCCAGUCUGCUCGAGCUGUACUUCACAAGUCAAUUCAACACCUUCAUGCACCCUGUAUGUCGCCACAUCCAUGCUUUUGUCUUCCGCAAAGCUUCAGUCAUGAGCAAGGACAAUCCUCGAAACUGCAGUCCGGCAUUACUUGCAAGCAUGCUGUGGGCAGCUGCCGAAACAGGAGGUCCAGAAACUCUGUCCUGGUCACAUUCGAAACGCAUCAACAUUUGCAGGAAACUGCGACUGGUGACAAUCCGCUUGCUUCAUCCUCUGGUGCACUCAGAUAUCGGCUGCGUUCAUGAGUUGACAGAUGGCCCAACCCGCAAACUGCAGGAGUCAAGUUCUGGCACUCUUGACGAUGUAAUCACAUAUAUUCACAUUGCUGCAAUCACGUCUGCUAGUGAAGAAAAGGCUAUGAGUAUGAGAUGGUGGCAUGCGGCGUUUGCUCUUGCUCGAGAGCUAGGUCUGAACAAAGAGCCCAUCUCAGGCUCCUCAAUCCCUGGCGUAUCACCGACGGCAAACAACCAGAGCAUGAUUGAAUUCGAGAGUGACCCCUGGUUGGGUCUGAAUUCGUUCGAUUUUGACAAUGGUCUCGCUCAAUACAUGGAUGCUGCAGACACCACCCAGCCCGAGGUAGACCAAGAAACGCUGGAAGAGCGAAGGAGAACUUGGUGGCUACUCUACAUCCAAGAUCGUCAUUUGGCGCUUUGCUACAACCGACAGAACGCCUUAUUAGAUGCCGAAUGCGAGGAUCUUCUAUUACCACUGGACGAAGCAUCAUGGCAAUCAGGUAAUUUCUCAUCACUCACACAGCGCCCGCAAUUCCCUUCGUUCGAAUGUACUGGCCACAACAUCUACGGCUGGUUUUUACCAUUGAUGACGAUUGUCGGCACAAUACUCGACUACAAUCACCUGAAGAAUCACCACACACUUGGCAAGCUCUACACAGAUGGCCAACGAGUGCAAUCUCAGGUUCUGCUUCAACUCGACAAUUACGCGCAAAGUCUGGUCCGUUUCGAGCAACAAGCCUCCGCACUGGAUUACCAAGAUAUCCAUCACACAAAAACUGUCGUCGCAUACGCCAAUCUCGUCAUACAAGUCUCGCGCGUCCUUCUGGCCGGAAAGUGGGAUCCCAUGUCAUUGUUCGACGACCGGGAUCUUUUCAUGGCGACUCCUUCAUUCACAACGACAAUCGCGAAUGCCAUCGCAGCCGCCGACAACGUAUCUCAUAUCCUGGAUGUCGACCCAGAUCUAGGCUUUGUGCCGUAUUUCCUCGGCAUUCAGCUUCUACAGGGCAGUCUGCCUCUCCUGUUGAUUGUGGAUCGAUUGCAAACAGAAACGGAUCCGAAGAUUAUAAAUGCUUGCGAAGUCAUCAUCCGAGCGACUGAGGCUUGUGUGUCGACUCUGGAUACAGAAUAUCAGCGCAAUUACCGUCAAAUACUCCGAUCCGCAGUCACACAAGCGCGAGGCCGCUACGUACCACAGAAAGAAACACAAUACAGACGACACACUGUCCUCGCAUUAUACCGCUGGACGAAGAACGGCACUGGCAUUGCAUUGCGAUAAAAGAAGGAGAAGGACAAUACACAACAACGGAUACGAAUAACACGACACGUUUUUGGCUUGGAGGUACUCGAGUACGAGACUCUAUUUUGGGAGUGGACGCGCAGAAAACUGCUGUUGCGAGCACAUAACUUUGGAAGUUCAGGUUGCUGUUUUAUUACCACUCGCUAUUAACAUUCUAAUGUACACUUUUGGGAAGCAAACAUCCUCUGGCCUCG
This is a messenger RNA of Aureobasidium subglaciale EXF-2481, 2604 nucleotides long. RefSeq lists its product as uncharacterized. Bases 104 to 2389 code for a protein of 761 amino acids. The transcript is spliced from 2 exons. The record is from RefSeq and is a predicted model, not a curated record. Gene Ontology annotation, biological process: DNA-templated transcription; regulation of DNA-templated transcription. Lineage: Eukaryota; Fungi; Ascomycota; Dothideomycetes; Dothideales; Saccotheciaceae. Gene Ontology annotation, molecular function: zinc ion binding; DNA binding; DNA-binding transcription factor activity, RNA polymerase II-specific.